GUUGAAUGCUAAAGGAUAAUGAACAUAUUGAGUAAAUAGUCUCUUAGCAUUGUGGUGCCAAGAUGUUCAGUAAUGAAAAUUAUGCCAACUUCACAUGGAGUAUAGACAAUGACACUUGUUUAAUGAGUAAAAGAGCUAAUAAAACUGCGAUCAGUAAUGUUUAUGAAGGCAUUCCAGAGACAAUUAUCCUGAAUGUUGUAUCCUGGCUGCUGCUCAUCCUUUUAUUUGCCAUACUGAGAAAUCGAGCUUGGGAUUAUGGAAGACUAGCACUUGUCCACACUGAAAAAUGGACACAGCUAUUUUACAAGAACACAGAUGAUGCUGUAGCUGUGGAGGAGGCCAGCCAUGAAGUAUCACUCAUGCCUGAUACUGGCUGCCUGUGGUUUCCAUCAAUAUUCAAGAUAACCAGAAGCAGAAUUUUUGCCAGAUGUGGUCCAGAUGCAUCACAUUACUUAUCCUUUCAGAGGCAGCUGUUGCUCUUGAUGGCAGUCAUCACAGCCUUUUCAGUAUGUGUCAUUUUGCCCAUCAAUUUCCAAGGUGUUUUACUUGGUGAUAGAACUACUUUUGGCCACACCACUAUUGGCAACCUCAACUCUGAUUCAAAGUGGCUAUGGGUGCAUAUCACUGGCUCCAUACUUGUUGUGCCUGCAAUGAUUUUCAUCAUGAGGAAGUGCUCAGGGAGGAAUCCCAGUACCACUGUUCUAUCUUCCAAAACUGUCAUGGUCACUAAUAUAUCAAAAAUGCACAGAAACACAGAAGACAUCAAAAACUACUUCAUUGUACGCUAUCCAGGAAUUGAAAUUAGAGAUGUGAAAAUAGCCCACAGAGUGAAAACUCUAACUCUCCUAGAACAGCUUAGGGGAAAAGCACAUGAAGCUAGAUCAUACUGUUUGAGCAAUGUGCAAAGAAACCUGCAAAUACAGCCCCAUGGGUGUAUAGCAUGUUGUCCAUGCAAUACUGUAGAUGCUUUGGAAUAUUACACCAGAGAGGAAGAGCACCUGAAUCAGUUGGUGACUUCAGAAAGAACAAAAGCCCUACAAAGUCCUCUUGGCAUAGCCUUUGUUACUUUGGGAUCUGAAGAAAUGGCUCAACAUGUCCUGAGAUCCUUUGAAGGAGGGUCCCACAGGAACUGGGUUAUAUUCAAAGCUCCAUCUCCUUCAGACAUUAACUGGGAGAACCUGGAAAUUUCCUACAGGAACUGGUAUUCAAAAGCAAUAAUCAUCAAUGUUUUAUUAUUCAUCAUUCUGUUCUUCCUCACCACCCCAGUUAUAGUAGUGAACUUUUUCAAUAACCUAACUGAGAACUUCACCUCCAAAGAGGUCAAUUCUAUCAGUAAGACAAGCCCUCUGAUUUCAGAAUUCCUACCAACCCUCCUCUUGUUGUCCAUGUCUGCUGUUAUGCCUGUAAUAGUGGCUUACUCAGAUGAAUGGAUGUCACACUGGACAAAGUCCAAGCAAAAUCAUGCCACCAUGUACAAAACAUUUUUCUUCUUGCUUUUCAUGGUUCUAAUCUUACCUUCUCUUGGUUUGACUAGUGCCCAAGCUUUUGUGGAAUGGUCUUUUCAGUCCAAAAACAUAACCCUGCGCUGGGAGUGUAUUUUUCUGGCUGACAAAGGUGCGUUUUUCGUCAACUAUGUGAUUACAUCAGCCUUAAUCGGGACGGCGUUGGAACUUUUGCGUUUUCCCGAGUUGGCAAUGUAUGCCUGGAGAUUGCUGCACAUCAAAUCUGAAGCUGAGAAAACUACCAUUCGCAAGGAAAUUCUCUCUGUAUUUCCUUUUGGCAUUCAUUAUGCUUGGACUUUACUCAUUUUCACUGUUAGUACGGUUUACAGUUUGACUUGUCCUCUAAUCACUCCAUUCGGCCUUCUGUACUUGAGUUUGAAACAUUUAGUGGACAAGUACAAUAUCUACUAUGUUUAUCGUCCCAUAACCAUGUCUGGUGAGGGUCAAGAAAUCCACUCUGAUGCUGUCAAGAUGGUGAGAGUGGCUAUCCUACUCCUCCAGUUGAUCACAGCUCUGUUUUUCUUUCUGAGAGCAUACUUGAAUGCUACAACUUGUGUUGCUUUCCUAGGUUUUGCAUUGACCAGUAUGUUCUUCUUCUUGGUUGGCCCUUUUCCAUCUUGCAAACCAGUUGAUAGGAGUUCGUCAACCUUGCCGGAUGUGAAUGAAGAAUAUAUCGCACCUGUUCUGAUCAGUUCCAGUGCCAUUGAUAUGAUUGAGGUGGACAGGUCUUCUCCUACUUUCUAUGGCUCCUCUCAUGUCAAUGGAAAUGGUGUGAGAAUAUUGCCGGACAUUGGUUCCAGUGAAGCUUAAGGGUUCUUUCAUGCUUCUUUAUUUGGGCUGUGACUAAUUCUAGUAGAUAUGUGAAGAGUAAGAGAUUUACUGAUAUUGGAAAGAGGUUAUCUGUAAUAGGAGUAUUGCGAUUUAUUGUGGUUUUAUAACCAAUAUACAGUGUUCCUAAAUUCCACGGAAACCAUCUAAAAUAUUCGAUGAUGCUCUUGUUUUUACUCCUAAUGAAUGAGUUUUCUGAUGAUUAAGAACUAUAUUCCAGAGAUUUGAAUUACUACUCGAAAUUUUUUAAGGAAUUUUAGCAUUUCUCAAGAUUUUUCCAAAAACAGAUUGUGCUUUGUUAGAUGAAACUUUUUCAAUUGACUAAUGGUGCAAAAUAAUCUGAAAUCAAAAGAUUUUGCUGAAACCGAUUUUUAAUAAUCUAUUAUCUACAGCGAAUUUUUAUAUUUCUACUUUCA
This is a messenger RNA of Phaedon cochleariae (mustard beetle), 2746 nucleotides long. NCBI's taxonomy places the organism in Eukaryota, Metazoa, Arthropoda, Insecta, Coleoptera, Chrysomelidae. The record is from the annotation of a GenBank genome assembly.